AUGGCCCCUAAAAAGCGCCCUGCUCCUUCUAAGGCUUCUGGCCAAGAAGCUAAAAGAAAGAAGACCGUAAUGAAGCUUGACAAGAAGGUGGAAACUUCUCGAUAUGUUGAGGAGGGAAAAAGUUACGCUGCAGUCGGCCACCAUUUCAAAGUGAAUGAGAGCACAGUUAGAUAUAUAAAGAAAAAAGAAAAUGAAAUAAGAAAAAGUGUUAGUAUGACAUACUAUGGCACCGCAAAGGCUGUGUCCACAGUGAGAGACAAAACCAUCGUGAAAAUGGAAUCUGCACUCUCGUUCUGGAUAAAGGACUGCAGGAAGAAGAACGUGCCCCUUGACUCCAACAUCAUACGCCAAAAAGCACGACAGAUCUACCAGCAGCUAUCAACUCCUACUGCUUCACAAGGUGGAGAAAGGAUAUCGCCCAGAACAGGUGUUCAAUAUGGACGAAACUGGCCUGUUCUGGAAGAAAAUGCCGUCCCGGACGUACCUUAUGAGGAUGAAGCUAAAGCCUCCGGAUUCAAGGCACAAAAGGACAGGGUGAUCCUCCUGAUGUGCGGGAAUGCAGCUGGUUUCAUGCUGAAACCAGGCCUCAUUUACAAGGCUGCAAAUCCCAGGGCACUCAAGAACAAGAACAAGGCGUUACUGCCCGUCUUCUGGAUGCAUAAUCCCAAGGCCUGGAUCACCAAAGUUCUGACGGAGUACUGGUUUCACAAGAGUUUCAUUCCUCAAGUAAGGCAAUACCUGGCCGAUUUGGACAUCAACUUCAAGGUCUUGCUGAUAAUGGACAACGCUGGUGGCCACCCUCUCGAUCUUUAUUCCAAAGGAGUCCCAGCUUGGAUUCCUUCCUCCCAACACCACCUCUCUCCUCCAGCCUAUGGAUCAGGCGUCAUCCGUGCCUUGCAAGGCACUCUACACCGGAAACUCCCUCCAGCACCUUGA
Messenger RNA from Macrobrachium nipponense, 936 nucleotides. RefSeq names its product tigger transposable element-derived protein 1-like. Gene Ontology annotation, molecular function: DNA binding. The coding region runs from base 1 to 936 and encodes 311 amino acids. Lineage: Eukaryota; Metazoa; Arthropoda; Malacostraca; Decapoda; Palaemonidae. Gene Ontology annotation, cellular component: nucleus. The transcript has 2 exons. The record is from RefSeq and is a predicted model, not a curated record.